AGAGAGUCCGGCAAGGAAAUAUCUAUUGCCAUGUGACUGGUAGAUUGAUGCGGAAACAUCUCAAGCAAAUUUAAGAAGAUGGUACAUCCAUCAGAAGAUAAACUUUGAGAGUGUAGAUAUGUAGAUGUGGAUCUUAGGAAAUCCAGUGAAGAUUGAAGGAACUGAGUUCUCUAAUAAGAGGGCUAUAUACAUCAGUAAUCAUGCAUAUCCCAUAGACAUUUUCCUCAUAAUGUGGUUGACUCCAACAGGGCACUGUUGGCAUUGCAAAGAAAGAGGUGAGUGUUACCACUGUAAUUUAUGCAUCCUAGAUUUGCCCGAAGGCUUUAACUAGCAAGGUUUCCCUAGCAACCUGCUUUGCAAAAUUGUACUACAUCUUCUACUUGCAAUUAAUGAUGAUCAAUUAAACCACAAAGAGUAAACAUUUCUCAUUUAAUCAAUAAAUAAGAGUGUUGCAA
This is a messenger RNA of Rubroshorea leprosula, 455 nucleotides long. The record is from the annotation of a GenBank genome assembly. Lineage: Eukaryota; Viridiplantae; Streptophyta; Magnoliopsida; Malvales; Dipterocarpaceae.